Messenger RNA from Stylophora pistillata, 7562 nucleotides. RefSeq lists its product as uncharacterized. The record is from RefSeq and is a predicted model, not a curated record. Lineage: Eukaryota; Metazoa; Cnidaria; Anthozoa; Scleractinia; Pocilloporidae. Gene Ontology annotation, biological process: canonical Wnt signaling pathway. Gene Ontology annotation, molecular function: Wnt receptor activity; Wnt-protein binding. Gene Ontology annotation, cellular component: plasma membrane.
CGCGGGAGUAUCAAAGAAAAAUGUAUGUCACAUCGGAUAUGGCUGUAGAAAAUUCGCCUAAAAUCACUCUUUCUAAGGAUGAUAUCAAGGGAGCUUCCUUAAGAGUGAACACCCCUAGUCAACUGACUAUUCCUGCAUUAAAGAGAUGGCUUUCCUGCAGGAAAGGAGCGAAAUUGAGCGGAACAAAGCGAUACUUAGUCGAAAGGUAAAUACACGUGAAUAGCUUAUUUCUCCGGCAUACCGGUAUUUUACGUUGGAUGAUCAAACUAAAAGAAAUCAACUGUCCCUUUCAGAGUUCAAAGUUAUAUAAAUAGUACCCUCGAUAAGGACCUUAUUGAUCCAGCCAAUGUUUUCACUUUCAAAGCCAUCACAUGUUUCUGGCAAAUCGUCCGACGCUGUGUUUACGUACGGAGUCGGCUGCUUUCGUUUGACCGAUUUUCGCUCUCCUGGAGGUUUCCUCGGUGUUUUUUCUUGCACAAAGAAAAACUUUGUGGGAAUUGACCCUGGUUUCAAGUUGACAAGCAAGGAACCCAGGAUUUUCCUAAAACAGUCGGCUUCAAAGUGGUCGCCACAUAGCCUCGAGUGCUCAUUAACUAGUGUGUUUGUUCGCCGAAUUUUUGCAAGCCAUUUCGAAAGCAGUUCUUUGUUCUCCAGCGGUAAGCGAUGCCAGGACUUUUUGAUUUUCAUGUCUGAAGAGUUUGUACAGCCCUAGGCAUUACACCAUUGAGACAUUUCGAACAAAAAGUGAAAAAAACAGACGAGGGGAAUUGAUUAUAUCUCUAAACACCAACAAAACACGCCAAGCCAUCACCACCAAGCCUCGGUUUGACGCUGCGAGAAAUUUUUUUGACGUCAUCGCGCAAAAGUGCUUUUGGAUUUGGAGGGAAGACAAACAGUGAGUUCGCAGAGGCCCUGCUUCACGUUCGUUGGAUAGUAGAACAGAAAGCUUCAUUCGCUCUCAGCACCUGGGCAAAAAGCCACACUGUACUACAUGGCUGACUAGAUCAAUUCAAAAGCAUGGAAUAAGCGAAGUAUAGCUUUGAGAUUUGGUAAGAAAAGGAGCAUAGAGUUUGCAGUAACCUUUUUCAUCUAAGCACUAAUUAUCGCACCAACCUUGUGAAAUGGAAGGUUGAGAUGAAAACGUUUGCCCCCCGCAAAAACUAAGUGUAUUCCAAAGAUGAAAUUAUAUGUUAAAUAUCCUCGUCAUUUUUGCGGGAGUCCAUGAGCUUAUGAAACAGACUUGGCUGUUGCGUCAUGCUAUGCCCAGCUACAAUGAUGACAAAAUGAAGCUAAAUGAAGGGCCCAAUACGAUUUUGCUGUUUAAUGACAGUCAAAACAAAACCACAAAGGCAAUUGACUUGAGCAUAGGCACGUUUACAGCCAAAGCCAAAAUAUAUCACUUUGGAAUAGUGACGCCGGCUUCUUUGGAUUAUUUACCCGAAGAGGACAGAGUGUAUUAUUCGGAUAUUCGGCAGGGUAUGAUCCUCAGUGUCUUCUCAAAUGCAACUUCCUUAAAAGUUUUAUUCAGUUGCAAUGUAGUAAAACCACUUGGUUUGGUCAUCGACAAGCCUGGAAGAAAUAUCUUUUGGACAGACGUGGGAACUAAAAGAAUCGAAGUGGGUAGUAUGGAUGGAAAAAAAAGAAAAGUACUGAUAGAAAGUGGAAUUGAUGGGCCUGCAGCCAUAGUUCUCGACAUACCGCGAGGACUUCUUUUUUGGACUGAUAUUGGAAAAAACCCAAAAAUCGAAGAAGCUGCAAUGGACGGAAGUAAUAGACGAGUGAUUGUGAGUGAAAACUUGGGUACUCCAACAGGAAUAACCAUAGAUCCUUCGUCGAGCCGUCUUUUCUGGAUUGAUGCUAAAUUGGAUAGAAUUGAAGAGUUCAGUUUAAAAACUAGCAAACGGAAAGUCCUUCUUUCACUGAAGAGGGGCGUUUCCGGUUAUGGGCUCACAAUCCACCAGAGUUGGCUGUACUGGUCUGAAUGGCAAACCAAAAGUAUUUCACGAGUUUCAGCCAAUGGUGGCAAUGUGGAGAUCAUGGUUACCGGACUCAUGAAACCAAUGGAUAUUUUGGUCUAUGAUACCGCUUCGACCAUUAGCAGCAGCUGUUCAUUGAAAAAUGGAUUAUGCAGUGAUUUUUGCUUAUUAAGCCCGACGGGAUAUCGAUGCGCUUGUCCAGCAGGAGUUCCUCUUCUUCCCGAUAGAAAAACCUGUGAUCAUGAUUUCUUCAAUGAAGCAAGCUCGGAUAAUUUUCUUUUGAUUGCUGGUUCGUACUCAGCUAAAAUAUACAAGAUUCCUCUCGAGGAAACCACUGAUAAGCCAUGCAACUAUUUGGAUAUUAAGGGUACGAUCGCAUAUCCAAUAGCUCUUGAUUAUGAUCCAUUGGAAGGUAUAGUAUAUUGGACUGAUGGUCGAGCUAAAGUCAUUGUUCGAGCUACUCUUGAUGGCUCUUCCGUGGAGGUAAUUGUGCGAGAAAACAUCCAGAGCCCCGAUGGCAUAGCAGUCGAUUGGAUAGCAAGAAAUAUUUAUUGGUCGGACGCUGGAACGCAGAGAAUAGAGGUUUCAAGACUUGAUGGAUCAUCCAGAAGAAGUCUUAUUACAACAGACAUUGAAAAGCCCAGAGCAAUUGCUCUCAAUUUCGCAGGAAGCACGUUGUUUUGGAGUGACUGGGGUUCUACGCCAAAGAUUGAGCGGACUAACAUGGAUGGCACUGGAAGGAUUGUACUAGUAAACUUUAAAUAUGCGUGGGUCAAUGCAAUUUCCUUAGACAUCGAAAAAGGACACCUAUACUGGUUCGACGCCAGGAUGAAAAGAGUGGAAAGGAUUGAUUUUGAUGGCAAAAAUCGUCAAUUUAUUGUAUCCUUUAGGUUUGUGAUCAACCUUCAUCCAUUUGCACUCGUUGUUAGAAGGGACAUUCUUUACUGGACUGACUGGUCACGAAAAGGGGUGAUUCGGUACAAUUAUACUUCACAUCGAGGUGAGCUGGUCUGGAAAGGCUUAGCAAGACCAAUGGGCUUGCACCUUCAUGAUUCUCAGAAGAUGUAUCAAGGGUCAAGUAAAUGUUCGCAUCUAAACGGAGGAUGCAGUAACCUUUGCCUACCACACCCUGAUGACCGUCGCUGUUUCUGUCCUGAGGGCGUCAGAUUUGUACCUGGAGACCCAUACACCUGUGAAGGCGCCGUCAAGUGUCCCUCCCUACCAACACCUGCAAAUGGCAUCCGACAGGGUUGCCAGGGAAAUACCACGGAGGAGUACUUAACCACAUGCACCUUCUCUUGCUCUACUGGAUAUUACGGCUCGGGCUCUAACGUUAGGAAGUGUCUACGAAAUAGCAGUUGGAGUGGGCAUGAAUUUACAUGCCAAGCUGUCAGAUGUGGCCCUUUGAAAGUACCUUUAAAUGCAGUUCUUGUGACUCCAUUUUGUGGAAAAACCUUCGGAGCAAAUUGUGUACUUGGCUGCCAGUAUGGAUAUGCAACCAGGAAUGGAAACGUCACUAGAUCGUGUUCCCCGUUGGGAAAGUGGAUUGGACAAGUAAUCAAUUGCCAAGACAUUCUUCCUCCAUCAUUUGGCAGCACCUGCCCUGCAAAACCUUAUCUCGUAUUUCCACGAAUGAAUGAGAUCUCAGCUGUAGUGAAUUGGAUGGUACCUGCUGCCAAAGACAACUCUGGUAAUCCUCCCGUGAUGCAGACAAAUUUCAAGUAUCCCCCACAAAGAUUAAGGGAAGGCACUCAUCUAAUUAUCUAUACUGCAACAGACAUUUCAGGGAACAAAGCAACAUGCAGUAUUCUCAUUAACGUCACAGUAAUUUACUGCAAAAGGCUGAGUAUCCGACCUGAAGGUCCUCUACGCGUAAACGACUGUGGCCACCACAAUGGAGCCCAUUGCUUGUUUUCAUGUGCAGUUGGUUAUCGCUUAAGAGGUUCAUCAACCAGUAAGUGCAUUGCUCCCGAUGAAAGAUCCUCAGGCAUUUGGAGUAACCCUCCACCGUCCUGUGAAGCUAUUAAGUGCCAGUCUGUCCCUUCACCGACAAAUGGGAGAAAAACUGGAUGUUCGGGUAACGCCACUGAAGUAUAUGGCGUACGAUGUAGUUUCACAUGUAACGUUGGCUUCCGUCUAUUUGGCUCUUCGUCCAGGUACUGCUUAGAUAACGGGACUUGGAGUGGACAAAACUCCACUUGCAAAGCCAUUGAAUGCGAGGCGCUAGUUCCUGCUCAAUAUGGCACUGUUUCACCAUCUUCAUGCCUUAAGAGAAGUAUAUUUGGCCACGAAUGCUCUUUUUCCUGCUAUGAAGGCUUCACCCUUGAGGGAACUGCAUCUAGAGUGUGUUCCUUCUUUGGAAAUUGGACUGGAAAAAACGAUACCACUUGCAAAGAUUUUACUCCUCCAACUUUUAAUGACUCUUGCCCCGGCAAUUUGGCAUUUCACACCGAUGCGUGUCAAGACAGGGCCACCGUGUCAUGGCAAGAUCCAGUUGCUACUGAUAAUUCACCAGCCGUGACUGUCAAGCUUCCCACAAUCAGGCCCCCUGUUAAACUCAUAGUCGGUCUCUAUGAGAUACUCUACACUGCAGAGGACACAAGUGGUAACAGUGCAAAUUGCAGCUUUGUUGUGCAGGUCGCAAGAAUUUCAUGCCCUAAACUUCAGCCACCUUUGGACGGGACCAUAUCUUCAACUUCAUGUGAAUCAUUCAUGGGAUCGACUGCCUUGUUCGCAUGUAACGUAGGCUAUCAACUCGCUGGGUCGAGGACGCGGUCAUGCCAAUCAAAUGGCACUUGGUCUGGAAACGCCACGUUUUGCAACAUUGUAAAAUGCCCUGCGAUAAAAUUACCUGUUCAUGGAGAUGUAAGUCCACAGGUCUGUAAAUCAGUAUCUGGUGUACAAUACAAGACAAGAUGUUUUCUCACAUGCGACUCAUUGAAUGGCUACAAGUUGGAAGGUCCACAAAAUGUUUCUUGUGAAGAAAACGGGUUAUGGAGCCCAGACAAAAUGGAAACCAUCUGCAAAGAUAUCCAGCCACCGCAAAUUCAGUGUCCUUCAAACAUCGUGGUUGAUGCAGAAACGAAUAGGUCGUAUGCAAAGGUCAGUUGGACUGUUCCAGUUCCGACUGACAACUCCAACAUACCCACAAGGCCCAUCGGCUUGUAUCCACCACAAAAGAUAAAAGCGGGUCGAACAGAGAUAAUUUACGAUGCUACUGACUCUUCUGGGCUUAGCGCACAGUGCAGAUUUACUAUCCAAGUCAAAGACACACAGCCACCAAGAUUUCUUUCCUAUCCAAGUAAUAUGCAGAUAGUUUCCGGAAAGAGAUGGAAUAAGAUCGCAUUACCCCCAAGUUAUCAUACAGACAAUGUCGGUGUCGUUUUGUUUACCACUAGCAUUCGCAACGGCAGCGAACUGCAAUGGGGAGAGUACAAAGUCAUUUACAUAAUUUCGGAUAAGGCUGGCAAUACGGCGAAUUGCACCUUUCAUAUCAAUAUAGCCGGGUCUUCGUGUGAAGAUUUACCAGCACCAUUAAAUGGAGCGAAAGCUUGCGAAACUUGGCUCGUAGGAAUGCACUGCACUGUGCACUGUAAUAAAGGAUAUGGAUUUGCUACGGAUCCUCAACAGCUGUAUUUCUGCACUCCUACGGGGAGAUGGGUUAAUGCAAAAGUGAAAGGAAAUGAAAAGCCCCACCUUCCCGAUUGCACGAAAAAGCAAAAUCCGACGGAUGUUCGCGUCGAAGGAAGGGUUCAGUAUCAUACGAACAAGUGUGAUGGUGAAGAAAGUAAGAAAGUUGUGGCAAAGGAAUUUAUAGCUCUGUUUAAGCAGCACCCGAUCGGCCUUUUUGGCGGCUGUCUCCGUAAUGACAAGUGCAAGAUUGAAAACGUGAGAGUUGAAUGUGGAACAAGAACAAGAACGCGAAAAAGGAGAGGAACUUUCAAAACAAAGAAAACUCCAAUAACUUACAUCCAGGUGCAGUUUACUGUAACUGUUCCACUAACAAAUACCUCUAAUCAGGAAUUGAACAAAACUACCAAAGAGAUUUCUCAAAACUUUAGGUCCGAUUUAGAAAACAUGGACCUGGACUUAAAUAUCAGUGGGGUUGAGAUGAGGCUUGACAAGAGCACACCGCCUGUCAUCGCUAUCCAAGAUUAUGUCUGUGACAAAGGACAAGUGAAAAUUAAGAGCCAUUGUGUAAACUGUCCAAUGGGCCAUUUCUACAAUGACAAGGAGGGAGUAUGCCAGAAAUGUCCAGCGGAUUACUACCAGGAUAAAGAGGCCAAGCCCUCGUGUGUUCCUUGUCCCAAUGGAACUACCACCCUGGGACAAGAAGCUUCAAAAUCGAGGAAGGAAUGCUUAGAAAGCUGUCAAGCUGGCUAUUUCUACGAUUUUGACAAAGCCUCAUGCCAGAAAUGUCCUGUGAACCAUUACCAGGAUCAUAAGGCACAGGUGACCUGUAUACCCUGUCCCAAAGGAACAUACACUCGCGGUGCGGAAGCCUCCAAGUCGCGUCACGAUUGCCACGACAAGAGAUGUUUUGUGAAAAAACCACCCAGGAAUGGGGCAAUUGCUUGCACAACCUGGUCAAUGGGACGCUAUUGUACUCCAUUUUGUAGCAUCGGAUGGGAUUUUACGAGACCAAUGAGAGCGUUUGGGGUGUGGUUUUGCAAUGAAAGAGGAAUGUGGCUGUCAAGACACUGGCCUGAUUGUUCUAUACCAUACAAGCCAAAUACAUUCAAAAUGGCGGGAGGGAUGUAUUAUUACAGCGGAGAUUGUAGAACCCCUGAAGUGAUGUCACAAAUACAGCAGCGGUUCAUACAGGUACUGAACUCGUCAGUGUUUCGAAUGGUCUGCCAGCUUCCUACCUUCCGUGACAAGUGCAAAGCUGAGAAUGUUGACGUUGAGUGCAUUAAUGACGACAGUAGCACUUACACAAAAACGCAAAAAACAGAAAAAUGAGAACACCGCAUAUCCUACGCGCGGCCUUUGGGUUUGAGACCACCAGAACCACAUAAAGGCAUGGCAUGGAGAUUGGAGAGAUAUGACAAAUAAUAACAAUAUUACGUCCAACUCUUUAGACUUCUCUUGUAUCAUUUUUAGAAAGUUGAGUUUUUCUUUUUUUUUUUGAAGAAAUCUGUUACUAGUUCUUUCAAGAGUAGUAUUGUUACGUUAGCAUAAUUUCAAACAAUCAAACAAGCAGACCAUCAGACAGAUGUAGUUUCCCUUAGUUCCGCACAUUCUAUCAAGUAGUCCUUUUGUGGUUGAAGCUGAUUUCAUGAGUAACAAAGGUGAAUGUGUAAAAAGUUGGUUCUUGCGAAGUACCUCUUGGAACGUCACUCUGGUACUUACACAUCGUCAGAGCUCCAAACAUAUUUACUGGUAGAAUUUGUAACCAGGAAUAACUAGUUUUCCAGCUGGGUUUUAUGAGACGGUUGCUAAAGAAGAACCUCGAGGUUUGUUUAUUCCAGUGGAGCAACGAAGCCAUAAAUAACAUAAAAAAACCUAUUAAAAUCCAAUAGUAGAAUUAACUGCGUGUAUUUAGUCAUAAAAUCUAAAGGAUAAAUUAAAUCUUGACUUGAUUGA